Messenger RNA from Bombina bombina (fire-bellied toad), 2898 nucleotides. RefSeq names its product low-density lipoprotein receptor-related protein 8-like. The record is from RefSeq and is a predicted model, not a curated record. The transcript has 2 exons. NCBI's taxonomy places the organism in Eukaryota, Metazoa, Chordata, Amphibia, Anura, Bombinatoridae. Gene Ontology annotation, molecular function: protein binding; calcium ion binding.
AUGAGAGGCUGCAGCUCCCGGCCUAGCGACCCCCUGCUCCCCCGAGCGCUGCUCCUGGUACUGCUGAUGGCUAUAGGGACCCGGGCGCAGAAGAGAGGACUAGCACCACUCUCCUCAGGCUGUGGUGAAAAUGAGUUUCAGUGCAAGAACCUGCAAUGUAUCUCAAACUUGUGGAAAUGUGAUGAGGAUGAUGACUGCAGUGAUAACAGUGACGAAGAGGACUGCCCUAAACACACCUGUGCGGAGACAGACUUCACGUGCAACAAUGGUCACUGUAUCUCAGCCCGCUGGAAGUGUGACGGAGAGGAAGAGUGUCCUGACGGGAGUGAUGAAUCAGAAGCUACCUGCAGUGACCCAAAGCACCUGUGUGCAGAGGGGAAGUUCAGCUGUGGAGUAUCGACCAGUAAAUGUAUCCCAGCAUCUUGGCGCUGUGAUGGAGAGCGGGACUGUGAGAAUGGCAUGGAUGAGCUGGACUGUCCCAAUGUCUGCUCCCGAGCACAAUUCCAGUGUGAUGACAAGUCAUUUAUCUCUGCCACCCUGGCGUGUGAUGGUGUGAAGAACUGCCUUGAUGGGAGCAAUGAGGUGGACUGCUUGCCUGUGACCUGCAAGCCCAGGGAGUUCCGCUGUGGGAUGGGAAUCUGUAUAUCUGAGAAGUGGGUCUGUGAUGGACAAGCAGAUUGUGCUGAUGAGUCAGACGAGGCAGAGAAUCACUGUGGUUUGAAGAGUCAGCCCCAGGCAGUCACACAUUGUGAGGCAAAUGAAUUUCAGUGUGGUAAUGGCAAGUGUAUCCACGUACACUGGCGAUGUGAUGGCGAUGAGGACUGCAAAGACAAAUCUGACGAGCUUGGCUGUCCUCUGGUGACUUGACAACCUGAUGAGUUCCAGUGUGGGGAUGGAUCCUGUGUUCACGGCAUGAAGCAGUGUAAUGGUGUACAAGAUUGUCCUGAUAGCAGUGAUGAGGCUGGUUGUGCUAGUGCUGCAGAGUCCUCGUGUAUCGGGCCAGGAAAGUUCCAGUGUAACAGUGGGGAAUGUAUCGACAGAUUCAGAGUGUGUGAUAAAAACAGAGACUGUCGGGACUGGUCAGAUGAGCCAAUGAAGGAGUGUGAUGUUAACGAGUGUUUGGUUAGUAAUGGAGGUUGCUCACACAUCUGCAGAGAUCUGGCAGCUGGGUAUGAGUGUGACUGUCCUCAAGGGUACAGACUGCUGGACAAGAAGAGCUGUGAAGAUAUUAAUGAAUGUGAGAAUCCUGAUGCCUGUAGCCAGCUCUGUGUUAAUUACAAGGGAGGGUACAAAUGCGAAUGCCACGAGGGAUACGAGAUGGACAGUGUGUCCAAAACAUGCAAGGCUGAGGGCCAAGCUCCAUACCUUAUCAUCACAAACAGACACGAGCUGCAUCAGAUUGACCUAAUCUGUAGAGACUACAGUCGUUUAACAGCCCAGCUAAAGAAUGUGGUAUCUCUGGAUGUGGAGGUGUCCAGCAGGAAGAUUUAUUGGUGUGACCUUUUUUACCGCAGGAUAUACAGUGCUCCGCUAGAUCGUGCUGUGGAUCCAACAGAGCAUGUCGUGCUUAUUAACACUCACUUACACUCCCCUGAGGGUCUGGCCCUGGAUUGGGUUCAUAGGAAUAUUUAUUGGACCGACUCUGGCAACAAGACCAUCUCUGUGGCAACUGCUGAUGGCUGCAAAUGAAAAACACUAUUCAACAGCGGCUUAGCAGAGCCAAGAGCCAUUGAUGUGGAUCCCGCAUAUGGGUUCAUGUUCUGGUCAGAUUGGGGAGACCCUGCCAAGAUUGAAAAGGCUGGACUAAAUGGGGCGGAUCGGCAGGUGCUUGUGGCUGAUAACAUAGAGUGGCCCAAUGGAAUCGCAUUAGAUGUUUUGAGCCGUCGAUUGUAUUGGGUGGACACCAAGCUGCACUCUCUCUCCAGUGUGGACUUUAAUGGUUUCAACAGAAAGACCCUGAUCACUUCUGAGGACAAGUUGAGUCACCCAUUUGGGCUGGCUGUGUUUGAGGACAAGGUUUUCUGGACGGAUCUGGAGAAUGAGGCCAUCUUCAGUGCUAAUCGACUUAAUGGACAUGAAAUUUCUGUCCUUGCAGAGAAUCUUAACAAUCCUCAUGAUAUUGUGGUUUUCCAUCCACUUAAACAGCCAAAAGCUGUAGAUGCUUGUAGCUUGGGCCCGCAUUCAAAUGGAAGCUGUGAAUACCUGUGCCUUGCAGCUCCCCAGAUCUCCGUGCACUCCCCCAAAUACACAUGCACUUGUCCAGAUGGUAUAGAGCUGGGGCCUGACAUGAGAAGCUGCAGGAAAGUCAGUGCAGAAACCGCAGCGGUCACUUCCUUUCCUCUCACUACUACAUCUGUUACCUUGGCCAAGGAGUUGGUAGUUACUACUGAAACCAGUCCUGUAGCUCCCUCUACCCCCAUCUUUACUACUAGUAAUGCUAAGACUACAGAAAGUAUUUCCAGCACCACGGUAACCAGCGGGAACAACAGCGCAUCACUGCACUAUGGAAAUACAGUAGCUGACCUCAGCUCAUCACUCACGGCUGCAGUGAUUGGUGUAUCUGUGCCUGUUGCUGUUUUUGGGCUCCUCUGUCUUUCGAGGUAUCUCAUACAGAGGAACUGGAAGAGGAAGAACACAAAAAGCAUGAACUUUGAUAAUCCAGUUUAUCGCAAAACGACAGAAGAGGAGGAAGAGGAGGAAAUCCAUAUUGGUCGGACAGCACACAUAGGACAUGUCUACCCAGCGCGUGUUGCAUUAAGUCUUGAAGAUGAUGGAUUUCCAUAAGGAUUGAAAACCAGGUAUCCCGAAUCUCUCGUCCCUAUAUGGCUAUCAGACAUAUCACGGAUCCUUUGUUACAUGCAGCAAUAUGAGAUUAGUCAAGUGGAUCUGAGACGCAUC